This is a messenger RNA of Symbiodinium sp. CCMP2592, 1167 nucleotides long. The record is from the annotation of a GenBank genome assembly. Lineage: Eukaryota; Dinophyceae; Suessiales; Symbiodiniaceae.
AUGACCUUCGGCGGGGCCGGUGGCGGAUAUCGCCACGAACACAACAGCUGGUCGAUCGGCCUCAUACAAGAAGGAGAAGGUGAUGCGGCCUCUUCGAUUCUGUGGGGCCGGCCUCAGGGUGGAUCAGCACCAGACCUGGACGAUUCAGGGGACCUUCGCGAGCAGCCCUUGCCGCGCUGCGCACACUCGGCGACCUUCAUUCCUGCGAGGCUGGCAGGCGCCGAGUAUCCCGAAGGCUGCGUCGCCGUAUUUGGUGGCCAUACGCAGCACUGCACGGAGAGCCUGGCAAACAUGGACAUCCUGUCCCUCAGUAACUGGCAGUGGCGUGCGCUCCCUUUCAUUGAGAAAUCGGAGGCGCUACCCGAGGACUGGCAGAUGCAGCAUCGCCACGGCCACAGUGCCACUCUUUUCGAGGUGGACGGCAGGGGUUACCUCGUCGUCGUGGGAGGAGGCAUAGGCAACAUCCUCGAGAAUUGGGGGGUUCGUGACUUCGGAGACCUCGCUGUUCUGGACUUGGACCCGAGCGGAUGGCGGUGGAUCGGCCACUACAUGUUCCGCCACGACCAUUCCUUGGCUAUGCCAGGGCGACACCACACGGCCUGCAAGGGCUUGGGAGGCAAGCUCCUUUUGAUGGGCGGUGGUCGCCGUCCUGGGCGGCAGGUGUGCGUUGUGGAUGCCGAGCAAUGCAUUCGACGAGCGGUGUGUGGCGAUGCGGUUGGUCAGACUGGUUUGCGGCCGAUUCCGCACCAGGUCCCCAGGCCGGUCGAGGGUGAAGAGGGAUCGGAGGCUGCCUUGCCAGUGGGCCGAAAGAUGCACGGCGCAGCUUGCCUCGCCCCAUGGGCACCACUGGUUGUGAUCUUCGGCGGCUGGGAAACAGGACCUCACUUUAGCGAUCUCUGGGCCUUUGCCAUCGGCAACAGCGCUGAGGACAUUGAGGACUACCGAAUACUCUCGGAGGGCGGAGAGGCAGAGGAACAGGAGGAAGAAGGCGAGGAGGACGGCUCAAACUUCGUCGGGCUGCGCAUGUUGGGACCGGACGGCCAGGUGCGCUUUGUGCGGGUGCCGCAAGAGCUGCUGGCACAAUUUCUCCGCCAGGGCAUGCUGCGGCCAGCAGGCGGAGGUGAGCAGCCGGCUGCAGAAGGCUCUGGCGAGGAAGAACAAGGUUGA